AUGUGGGAACUAAUGAACAGGCGACAAUUUCCUCUUUUGGCAAUGCUAUUUCAAGCUGUUUUUGUAAUUUUAUUUUUCUUCUUCUGUCGGUAUAUCGAUCCCUUGGAUGACAGUAAACGCAUCUAUAGUAACACUGACUAUCCGUUGUUCCAGGAUGUGCAUUUGAUGAUUUUCGUUGGUUUCGGCUUCUUAAUGGCUUUCCUUAAGCGAUACGGCUUCGCAGCAGUUUCUGUAAAUUUACUUUUAUCAGCUUUCGUUAUACAAUGGGCUUUAAUUAUGAGAGGAUUUCUCACGAAACAAUUUCAAGAAACUGGUAUUUUCACUGUCGGAGUGCCUGAAAUGAUGUCAGCAGAUGCCUCAUGUGCUGUCGUACUCAUAACUAUGGGGGUUUUACUAGGAAAAAUGACCCCUUCACAGUUUCUUUUAAUGGCUUUCAUAGAAACUACUCUGAAUGUUAUUGUUGAAUAUGUGUUAUUCAAUUAUUUCCAUAUCAAUGAUGGAGGAAGAUCUCUUGUUGGGCACAUGUUCGGAGCCUAUUUUGGAUUAGCUGCAGCUAUCGUUAGUCAUAAGAAGAAUGUAAUGGAAAUGAAUGAUGAAGGAUCUAUCAAACAUUCAGACCUUUUUUCAAUGAUCGGAACUUUACUUUUAUGGGUUUUCUUUCCUUCGUUCAAUGCCUCCAUCCAGGAACCUGAGGAUGCUCGACAUCGUGCUAUAAUGAACACUUACUUGGCUAUGGCUUCUGGCACUGUAACAACGUUCUUGAUCUCAUCGUUCGCUGAUAACUUGGGACGUUUCAAUAUGAUUCAUAUCCAGAGCUCUACACUGGCUGGCGGAGUUGCCAUUGGCUCUGCAGCUAAUGCUGUUCUUUAUCCUUCUCACGCAGUCGGAAUAGGAAUACUUGGAAGUAGUGUAUCAGUCAUUGGACAUGUCUGGGUGACGCCAUUGCUUCAAAAGCAUUUCAAAUUAUAUGAUACAUGUGGAGUACAUAAUUUACAUGGAAUACCCGGAAUACUCGCAGGGGUGCUAAGCAUCGUCAUUGCAUACUUCUAUGAAGCGGAUAGUUACGGAAAAACUCUUUAUCAUAUCUACCCUUACUACAUGGGUGGUCCCAUGAAUGGUGAUCGCGAUAAUAAGUCGCAAGCCUUGUAUCAACUAACAGGAAUGAGUUUUGCUUUCGUUACGGCUGUCAUCGGAGGUCUCCUUACAGGACUUCUCUUACGAAUUCGUUUAUGGAACCAAGUUGAAGAUCCUCGUUUCCCUUAUGGUGAAACAAACUACUACGCAAUUAAAGAUUCCAACUUUCUAAGCAAGUAUCAACGAGCUCAGGAGCAAGAAAUGAUGGAGAGACUGCAUGACUUACAAGAAAUAUACUAA
This is a messenger RNA of Auanema sp. JU1783, 1374 nucleotides long. NCBI's taxonomy places the organism in Eukaryota, Metazoa, Nematoda, Chromadorea, Rhabditida, Rhabditidae. The record is from the annotation of a GenBank genome assembly.